Molecule: messenger RNA, 1632 nt
Organism: Coccomyxa subellipsoidea C-169
Lineage: Eukaryota; Viridiplantae; Chlorophyta; Trebouxiophyceae; Coccomyxaceae
Exons: 10
Coding region: 1-1632 (543 amino acids)
Cellular component (GO): catalytic step 2 spliceosome
Molecular function (GO): RNA binding
Source: RefSeq, a predicted model, not a curated record
AUGGAGGUUGCAUCGCUGGACGAUGAGGGGGCAAGCGUUGCAGUCCAUUACAAGGCACUUCCCAAGGACAGCAAGCUAUACCUGGAAAAGGUGCUCCAGGACUGGCUGGCAUGGCACCGACGCUCCUACCCAGUUGAGGUUGCCUUGACAACCAGCAUUCCUGUGGUGUCCGGGGCGCUUGAGUUCACACCAUCCGUGUUACCCAGUGAGAUUGUCGCCGGCCCCUUGGCAUGGGUUGACAAGCCGAGCCGCAGCACAUCCCCCCAGCAUCCCAAGCGAGGCUUCAACCUCUCCUAUGAGAUGGUCGGAGAUGUGCCCAAGUACGACUGCAGCUCGGAGCGGCCGCUGGACGCUCAGGACGCGGAGAGGAGAGCAGCCGAGCGCAUUGAUAGCAGCGGCCCGACAAAAUACGUGGCUGCCGCGCCCCGGCGCUCCCGGCCGCGUUGCUUCAAUUGCGGCUCAUACUACCACGCCCUCAGAGAUUGCCUGCUGAGCAAGGAUGCAGACGCCAUCAGCAGGGCUCGCAGCGAGCACCAGGGAAACAGAGGCACCUCUGUUAGCGGAAGGUACUUUCUGGAGGCGAGUGCUGCGGGCGCUGAAUUCAGCGACCUGCAGCCGGGAGUGUUGUCCGAGGAGCUGCGGGCAGCCAUGGGACUGAAGCCGGAGGACCCCCCGCCCUGGCUCUUUCGCAUGCGCCAGAUGGGGUACCCCCCAGGCUACAGGAGGUGGAGCAAUGAGGAGUCUGAUGACGAGGUCGUCAUCAUAGGGGACGAUGGGACUGAGCAGGAUGCCCUCCCUAUUGCAUCUGUGAGUCACAAUGGCGACAGCAGCACCAGCGAGACGGAGGAGCUUGUGGCCUUCCCUGGGCUGAAUGCACCCAUACCGGCAACCGCCAACCCUGCAGUCUGGUUUGGACAGCCAGCUGAGCCGCUAGUGAAUGGAAUGAUACCUGAGGAGAGGGGCUUCAAGCGAAGCCGCUCUGGCGGCAGCGGGGGUGGCGAGUCGGUAGAGCACGCCGCGAAACGGGCGCGCUUCUGGGAGGCCAAUCCCCUGGGCAUGCAGUACGCAGCCAGCACACCGCUGCAGCAAGUGUCAUAUACAGCAUAUGGCCUGCCCUCUUACGCCCCCUACACACCAAUGUACCCCCACCCACCUGCUGCGAACCACCCUUACACGCAGCAGCCGCCGGCUCAGUCAAGCCAGCAGUGGGCGCCCGCAAAUCCGCAGCCGUUGCAAUCGCAGCCGCCUCUGCAUGGAGUGUAUUCUCUCACUGCGCCUCCUCCAAUGCACCCCACAUUCGCCCCGCUGCCGGCCGCCCCGCAGGCAACGCCCCAGAACGGCGCGCCGGCCCAAGGAAGCUUCCAGCAGCUGCCGGGCGGCUUCCAGGGCGGCUUCCCGGCGGCUGCUCCCGGCGCCUACCUUGGCGGUCCCGCACAGACGGCAUAUGCAUACGCAUAUUCUGCUGCGCCCACACAGCCAUACCCAUACCAGCACCAGUACAACACCCCUGUGCCUCAGCAGCAGCUGCAGCAGCCGCAGCAGCAGCAGGGAUAUGACAACUUGCAAUGGGCAGUGCACAGCAUGCAGUUUCAGUCACUCGUAGAAAAGCCGCCGCCGCCCCCUCCGGGAUGA